AUGGGGAUUCAAGUUUUUGUUCACCCGGCUGAGGAGGACAUUUUCUCCGAAUCAGUGGCUACAAUGGCUCAACCAGGCGGUCAAACCGAUAUCUUUCCAUUUAUGACAGCCUACACACGAUUGAAUGGUCGAUACGGUACUUGUGUGAGUGAAGCAAAUGAGGUCAAACAGUACUUCUACACCGGCGCCUAUGCCACUGAUGGCUGCCUUCAAUCGUGCUAUCAACAAGCUUGUGAGAACAUUUGUGGCUGUAUGGAUCCUCGAUAUCCGAUGGCUGAGAAUGCGGCUGCUUGCAGUUUAUCACAAAGAACUUGUGUCGACGAUGUGACGACAAAUCUCGGUGAUCCGUCCUCAUGGGACAAUUGCACUUGUCCAAAUGCUUGUGCUGAAAGAGAAUAUGAUGUCGCAUGGACAAGAACAGUUUAUUCACAAAGGAAAGCAGAGAUACCGUAUUCACCUGGAACAGCGACACUU
Mesorhabditis belari is the source of this 474-nucleotide messenger RNA. Lineage: Eukaryota; Metazoa; Nematoda; Chromadorea; Rhabditida; Rhabditidae. The record is from the annotation of a GenBank genome assembly.